This is a messenger RNA of Fraxinus pennsylvanica, 933 nucleotides long. Lineage: Eukaryota; Viridiplantae; Streptophyta; Magnoliopsida; Lamiales; Oleaceae. The record is from the annotation of a GenBank genome assembly.
AUGGACCUAAUAGAGCACAAAUACGUUGAAUUGAACGGGCUAAAACUUCACGUGGCUGAGAUUGCAAGUGGGCAAUCACCGGCUGUGGUUUUCUUACAUGGGUUUCCGGAAAUAUGGUAUUCGUGGCGCCACCAGAUGAUUGCAGCGGCAAGUGCCGGUUUCAGAGCCAUUGCACUGGAUUACAGGGGAUAUGGGCUUUCUGAUCCGCCACCCGAACCCGAGAAGACCACCUUUUUAGACCUCGUUGGUGACGUUCUAGCGCUUUUUGAUGCUCUUAGCAUCUCUAAGGCUUGUCUGAUUGCUAAAGAUUUUGGAGCUAUGGUAGCUUCUAUGUUUGUCGUUCUCCACCAGGACAGGGUCUCAGGGUUCGUGACAUUAGGUGUGCCAUUCUAUCUUCCUCAUUUUCUCACUUCGCACCUCCCUGAAGGCUUCUAUGUGCCAAGAUGGAAGGAGCCUGGGCGUGCUGAAUCUGAUUUUGGUCGUUUUGAUGCAAAAACUGUAGUAAGGAAAGUUUAUAUCCUGUUCUCUGGAAGUGAAAUACCAAUCGCUUGUGAAGACCAGGAGAUCAUGGACCUUGUGGACUCGUCCACUCCUUUGCCCUCUUGGUUCACUGAGGAAGAUCUUGCGACCUAUGGAAUGUUGUAUGAGAAAUCGGGAUUCCAAACUGCAUUGCAGGUUCCUUAUAGGUCAUUUCAUGAAGAUAUUAAUAAACCAGAUCCAAAAGUUGAAGUUCCGGCUCUGCUGAUCAUGGGCGAGAAAGAUUACUUCAUGAGUUCUAAUGAAAAUGCAGAUUACAUAACGAGCGGAAAAGUGAAAACAUUUGUGCCAAACUUGGAGAUAAAUUUCAUUCCAGAAGGGUGUCAUUUUGUUCAAGAGCAAUUUCCUGCCCAGGUGAAUGACCUUAUUCUCAACUUCCUCAGAAUCCACAGCUAG